Messenger RNA from Punica granatum (pomegranate), 1087 nucleotides. The record is from RefSeq and is a predicted model, not a curated record. Lineage: Eukaryota; Viridiplantae; Streptophyta; Magnoliopsida; Myrtales; Lythraceae.
AAUAUGCGAGUACGAGAGUGGGCACCUGUCGAUUUCCCGAGUAGGAAGGAGGAGGAGGAAGGCAAGAGAAUAGAAUCGGUUGAUCCAUUUGACCGCAGAGACCUUGAAUACUCCGAAACAGCCUCGUCCUCCUUCGAGAUUUUGUCAAUUCAUCGGAACCCGCAAUCGGCCCGAAUUCCAGCUUCGAUUUCGGCGUCGGAUUAAAGGAAAAAGCUCCGAUUGACUGGAUUGAAGUUGAAGGCAGCUGGCAUCAAUCCCAGAUCAGCUCGACAAGCCCAACAAAGACUAUUAUUGUUGGAUUGAAACCCGGAAAGUAAGGAACUCGGGGGCAUUUGGAUGCAUUAAUAUGGCUUCUGCUGCUGUUCAGGACCAACUUGAAAUCAAGUUUCGGUUAACUGAUGGCUCCGAUAUCGGUCCCAGAAGCUUCCCAGUGGCGACUAGCGUUGCCACCUUAAAGGAGAGCAUCCUUGCCCAAUGGCCCAAAGAUAAGGAGAAUGGGCCGAAGACUGUGAAAGAUGUGAAGUUAAUUAGUGCCGGAAGGAUAUUAGAAAACCACCGAACAGUGGCAGACUGUCGAAGCCCAUUAUAUGAUGUCCCUGGUGGAGUUACAACCAUGCAUGUAAUUGUUCAACCACCUUCUGAAAAAGAGAAGAAAGCGGCAAACCAAUCAAAGCAGAAUAAAUGCGGAUGCGUCAUAAUGUGAAUUCCAGUUUUCUGACAGCCGAGGCAGUGACGCUGAGGCAAAGAUAACUGUUGUUUGAGGGAAGCCAUUGGUCUGAAACUGAAUUUAGUGAGCUCGACAGUUUUUGCUUGGACGAGUCCACCUCGUGGGGCUCGUGCUCUAGCUUAUGGGUUAAUGUCGAGUUCGAGCUCGUCUCCUGCUUUCCCAUCCUUUUCUGCAAGAUUCUUUUUUUUUUUUUUUUCCCUUUUUCUUUUCUUGUUUGAUAUGUUGUAAGCUCACAAUUAUGCAAUGUACUGGUGUCAUCUGCGCUAUUAUUCUUACUAUAAAUGCCAUGUAUAAAAAUUGCUAUUGUAUAAUCGGAUAAUUCAAUUUUACACUGGGAGCGGUUUCGGUUUGUGAGACAAA